AUGUUCUCUCUUUUCAUUCCUUCAUUUCGUUCGAUUUUAUCAUUUACUAUUUUAAGCGCCAAUUUUGUUCGGUGCCUUUUUUUGUUAUUUUUAUUAGUUUUUCUUAUUUUAAAGAUUUUCUUUAACAAUUCUUCGUUGUUUAUUGAUAUUAGACACCAUUUUCCAUUAUUUCUUUUUUUUUUUCUUUCUUUUCUCUCGGACAAAUAUUUCUUUUAUCUUUUAAAUUCGUUGUUUAUUUUUCCUUUCUGUCAUUUCCUUCUUUUCUUUCUGUCUGUAAUUUUUUUAUCAUUUAUUUCUAGUAAUUCUUUUUCUUCUAAGUUUUUUUCUUCUGUCAAAUCAAGUUUUUCCUUUCAUUCUGGCAGUUCUUUCAAUUUUCCUUUCUGUCUUUUUCUUCUGUCAACUCUUUCGACAUUUUUUCCUUUCUGUCCAUUCUUUCUAUUUUCUUUCUCUUAUCUUCUUCCUUUUUAUCAUUUUUCUGGUAAUUCUUUAUUUCUUUUAACUUUUCUUCUGUCAACUCUUUCUAUAUUUUUCCUUUCUUUCUUUCUUUCAAUUUUCCUUUCUGUCUAUUCUUUAUUUUUAUCAUAUCGCUCAGCUAAUUCGUUUUUCUUUGAAGCUUUCUUCUAUCAACUAUCUCGACAUUUUUUCCUUUCUGUCAAUUCUUUCUUUUUUUUCUUUCUCUUAUCUUCUUCUUUUUAUCAUUUUUCUGCUAAUUCUUUAUUUCUUUUAACUUUUCUUCUGUCAACUAUUUCUAUAUUUUUCCUUUCAUUCUAUCAAUUCUUUCUUUUUUCUUUCUGCCUGUUGUUUCAUAUUAUCAUUUCUUUCUGCUAA
Molecule: messenger RNA, 828 nt
Organism: Acanthosepion pharaonis
Lineage: Eukaryota; Metazoa; Mollusca; Cephalopoda; Sepiida; Sepiidae
Source: the annotation of a GenBank genome assembly